UUAUAAUCCUUUUUUUAAUCAUGAAUUUUCUCAAAUACAAGAACUUUUCUGUACGCUCGCCUAACACUGAAGUGCCUCUCGGUACUGACCCAAGGACUAACGUUUUCGAGACAUUGUACAGUCAAAGUAACGACGAACUGUGGAUCGACUCGUGGCUGCAGCAAAACUGCGUUUACAGACCAAUCCCGAAAGUAAAAAUUAACAAAGGUAACAACCUAUCUAUUAACGACGCCCAGAAGUCACUGAAGGAGUGCCUCGGGCUGCUCGAUAAACUCGCAGAAACCCAACAAAAUUUACAGGACAACGUGGCUAGCAUGUCCACGACGGAAUGGAAGCAAAAAACUGUCGAGAUCGGUGUGAUAAAAGACCAGUUCACGAGACUGAUGUCUAAAUUCGAGAACAACGAAGCGAUUUUCGCUUUGAAACGGGCCGUGGAUAAAAGGAAGAAAAAACGUCUGAGAGAGAAGAAAAAAAAGGGGUUCUGGAAGCAAAAACUUAGCGAGAAGUACGAGAACAGGAGCAAACUGCACAAGAGCAUCGACGAGUGGUUGAGGGGUAUGAAGGAAGAGGUGGAAAAAGCCAAAAUGGAAGAGGACAUGCAGAAAGACGCGGAUUGUGUCUUGGCCGAGGUCACGAAGAAAAAGUCUGACGCUCGGAAACAGUUGUCUCUCGUUUCUAGCUUGACCAAGUUGAGGUCCGUUCGGGACCAGAUAGCUGGCCAGAGGGGCGAGCGGGUGUCCUUGGAGGAUCGACAGGCGUUUAAUGUUAUAACAGAAAAGUUGAUACGAAUGUGGGAAUCCUCGAUGAAAACGUACACGAUCGAGGAGCACGGCCUGCGACUGAUGAUCGAGAAGACCGCCAGCGAGGAUUCCAAGACGGCCCGCUUGGCCAAGGAGCGCAAGCUCCUCGGAGAGUGGUACCGGAUUUUUUUCGGGCUCAGGCAGGUCAUCCCGCAGGAGAAUCAAAGUUAUUGGGCUCUUACCGCUGCCGAGAGGGACACGGAAACUUUUAUAGCUAUUCGGAAAAGCUGGGACACGUUUUUGGUUUCGCCCUCGAACGAGAUGGGUUCUAAAAUACCGUUCGGCUGGGCCCUUCCCGAUGCCGCCGCUUCUGAAAAUUGGACCAAAUAUUUAACGCUUGAUUGAUUGUUAACUUUUUAUGCCUCUUUUUUUUUAAAAUGAAACAAUAAAUACGUUCUUUGCAAUAA
Anoplophora glabripennis (Asian longhorned beetle) is the source of this 1207-nucleotide messenger RNA. RefSeq names its product programmed cell death protein 7-like. The coding region runs from base 21 to 1145 and encodes 374 amino acids. The record is from RefSeq and is a predicted model, not a curated record. The transcript is spliced from 4 exons. NCBI's taxonomy places the organism in Eukaryota, Metazoa, Arthropoda, Insecta, Coleoptera, Cerambycidae.